AUGCAAGCAGGAACAACAUAUACUGAAAGGCACAACCAAGUAGCAUCUACAGGAACAUCUGCUCUGGAAUAUCAGAAAGAAGGGAUAUACCAAGGGCUGAAAGAGGAACUAGAGAUGUGGAAAGUAAAGGCCAAAGCAAUUCCAGAGAUAAUCGGAGCACUUGGAACUCCAAUCCCUAAACUAGAAAAUAUAUUCAAGAGAUUCCAGAAAACAACAUCAAAGAUCCAUCCAGAUGAAGAAAAAGAACACUCAAGAUACUAUGCAGAAUCCCUCAGACCUCUCGCAUAG
This is a messenger RNA of Dracunculus medinensis (Guinea worm), 288 nucleotides long. Lineage: Eukaryota; Metazoa; Nematoda; Chromadorea; Rhabditida; Dracunculidae. The record is from the annotation of a GenBank genome assembly.